This is a messenger RNA of Coregonus sp. 'balchen', 8782 nucleotides long. NCBI's taxonomy places the organism in Eukaryota, Metazoa, Chordata, Actinopteri, Salmoniformes, Salmonidae. The record is from the annotation of a GenBank genome assembly.
AAAAACACCCAAUCAUUACACACGCACCCUUUGCCAACAUGAAGGCGGAUAGGGGAGCCCCUGCCAUUGAAAUACAAGAAUAAAACUUGUAAAUUCAAGAGGUAGCGAAUCCCCAUAGCCUACGAAAAUAGAUGCGACACCGAAUUAAUAUUUUGGGUGAGGCAACUCUUUUACUGCAAUGUGCAAUAGCGUUCCAGGAUCUUUGAAUGUGGGGAUGGCUUAUGCAGGCCUCGGGCCCAGGCAUAGAUCCUAGCUAGCUUAUGCGUUAGCAUAACUAUCCAAAGUUCCUUUUCAUUCGCUAGUUAACUAGCUAGCUACCAAACUGCGUUUUCAGAUACGAUCUCUGGCAAAAAUAUGCAUAAAUGACUAGUUAACUAACGUGUUAGUAACUAGUCAGCAGCAAUAUGCUAAUGUUGUUAACUCUUCAUCAGCGCCUGACCUGGGUGUAUUCAUUUAAGGCGAUUCUGUUGCAAAACAUUUCUUAAACGGAAGCAAAUGGAACGAAAUGGGGAGGGACCUACCUGAAUGUGUCCAAUAAAAACUCUCGUUUUAGUUGCAAAAUUGAACGUUUUGCAACUGUUUCGACUAAUGGACCCCAGAUCAGUGUGUAGUAUGUAAAAAGAUUAACAAAAUCCCCAAUGUUUCUUUGCAUCAAUUUGCUACAAUAGUUUCAAAUGGAAAUGUCAACCAGGCUGUUGUGUUUGACAAACAAACGUUGAAUUGUUUUGUUUGUUGUUUAUAGUGAAGUGCUGUAUGUACCAAUGCAGGUUUACAAUAUAUUCUUCUACCAUUGCAGCCCUGCAGAAUGUCCAAGAUAAGGCGGAGGGUAACAGUGGAGAAUUCUAAAACCAUAUCUGACAGUAGCAGUAGCCAGACCACCACCACUCCGUCUCGCCGGCCCAGCGUGUUUGAAAGACUCGGCCCCAGCACUGGUAGUAAUGCUGUCGAGGUGUGUAACUCUACACCUGCAUCUAACCCACUGACAGAUACAACACAUGCAUGUCCAGAGAAGGUAGAGAAAGAACAUCUUUGAAUUUGGAUUCAUCAGAGCUAAACCCUAUUUCUGCCUCAUGAAAUGACACUUUCUUGCUUUCUUCCUUUCAGACUAAUUGUAGAAAUUGGUUGAAGACUGGGAAUUGCAGUUACGGCAACACUUGUCGCUACACACAUGGAACUCAGCCACGAGGCAAAGGAUUUAGUGGAUCUUUUAGCAGGUUAGAUGGCCUUGGAGAAUUGCCUGUGACCCGUGUAUGCAGGAAACUGAAAAAUAUAAAUUUUAUGCAAGUGGGCAACACUGUCAGAAAGUCCCAAUAUUCUCUCAUAGCUGUUUCUUGUUGUAUUUGAUAAGCCAGUGGUCUUAUGCUGAACCAAUGCCUCAGAUUACCAUAUGUUUGUGUGUGAACAGGUCAGCGGAGAGACCAACUGGCGAUCUGCGAGAGAGGAUGAAGAAUAAGAGGCAGGAUGUUGAAUCAGAUGCUACAAAGAGAGACCCAGAAGAGCCUACGUCCCCCACAGCCAGAGUGAGUUACUCUCCACACACAAACACACACAACAUGCUUUCAUGACCUGUUUUCUUUUGUUCUUUAGGACAUAGUGAAAAAGCAUUUGAAUAGUUAGAUAUUAGACCAACAGGUAUGGGAGUCUUACAUGUAAACCUGCUUGUCUGUGUGUUGUGCAGCAGCGAGACUCGUCCCGAGGCCACAGGGAGAAGGAAGAUAUAAAGAUCACUAAAGAGAGAACCCCUACCAGCGAAGAAGAGACCACUGAGUGGGAAGCCAACCGCGAAGGUGAGGUUUGAAAGCAGGGCCAUGUUCAAUAGGCACGAAAAGAAAGAAAAUGUGCCCUUAUUAACAUAAGAAAGUAGAACUAAUGAAUCCCAAACCGUUUUUCACUCUAUUGGGAAAGCUUGUUUGUAUUGCGUAUUCUAACCUUAAGGAAUGUGUUGCAUUAGACUCCGAUAACGGCGACUACGACUACGAAUUAUCCCUAGAGAUGAAGAGACAGAAGAUCCAGCGGGAGCUCAUGAAAUUGGAGCAAGAGAAUAUGGAGAAAAGAGAGGAGAUUGUUAUCAAGAAGGAGGUACCGGUAUGCAUGUAUCUACUGUAGCUAUAUCUACUAUAGUUCAUAUAGCCUUGCAUGAUUUAAGACUGAGGUUGAUCUGUUUUCUAACCUUCUACACUUACAAUAUCUCACUAGGAACCAACCACCAAAACUAGGACCACAAUCAUAUCCAAGGUAAGAAGAGAUACCUACCUAACCUCCUUGUCAUUCAGGAGCCAUCCAUAUCAACACUCAUAUCUAGUUUAGACGUAUCUCCUUCCAGUGUCCAUGCUAACCAAUUCCGCCUUCUUUAUUCCACAUUCUAAUUCCAGACAUCCCCGGAGCGUUCCAGCUCUAAAGGUUCCCCCUCCUCCAGGAAGUCCAGUGGAUCUCCCAAACACGCUAAAGGACCCAAAUCUUCCGGUUCUAGGAAGAAGGAGAAGAAGACCUCUGUGUCGUCCUCUGUGUCCGACCCGGCCACGGCCAGAUCUUCCAAGGGGAGCCACGGGAAGAAGAAAGGUCCCCGCACCCCCAGCCCCCCUCCUCCGGUGCCUCCUCUGGUGAACCCUGUGGUGGCAGCCGGGGGGAAGAAGCACAAGGGAAAGCACAAGAGCAAGGAGAAGUGUGAGGAGAAGCCGCCCAAGGAGGGAAAGGAGAGGGGGAGAGAUGUGGAGAAACACAAGGAGAAGAAGGAGAAACGCAGGUAAAGAGGUUCACUGCCAUGUUUUGUCCAGCUCCGCUCCAAGCUGUAGAGAAAUCUAGCACCCUCGUUAAAUAGGCAAAACAAGGCCCACUGGAAACAAGCAAACCAACAGUCAAAUGAACAGUCAUUCUUUUGUAUCUGUUAGCACUGUUGUUGAAUACACUAUGAAAGGGACUCACUUUUUGUUUCUCAUGGCUCUUGCAGAGACCGAUCAGACAGCUCCCACAAGGCCAAGCGGUCAGUGAUGUCUGAGGAACGUUCCGGCAGCGUGUCCUCUCCUUCCAGAGACCGAGAGGUGUCCCCAUCAGCCAGGAAGAUCAAGUCCACCUCCCCAAAAGCAGCCUCCCAGAAGACCCUUGCGCCUGGCUCCCCACCUCACAGGUCAGUAGUCUGUUGGACACUAGCAAGAUAACAACAUUGUCAUGCUAUAAGCAGCAAGAUGACAGUAUAUACAUCCACUUGCAGAAAUUGAGAAAUAUGCAGCAGGACCUGAACCUGACACUAUGGUCUAAAGAUGCCAUCUAUCCUAACACUAGCAUGUUCAGUAAUGUUAUUAGCAGGAUUCUAAUGAGUUGGUGUAGAUGGUAGACAGACUAGCAAGAUGGUCCACCAUGAAUAACCAUAACUCCUUGUCCUCUCCUGGUCUUCCAGGUCUCCCCCUCCCCGCCACAAGCGCACCCCCACCCCGCCCCGCCACCACUCCCCCUCCUCCCACUCUGGCUCCUCAGCCCAGAGACACUCUCCUUCCCCCCGCCGGCGCCGCUCGGCAUCCCCCGCCUACAACCGCGAGCCCCCAGCCGCCGCCUCACCUCCUGGCCAGAGGUGUGCCUCCCGCUCCCCUGCAGCCUCCCGGGACACCUCCUCUCCUCAGAGGAGGACUAGCCCUGGAGGACGAAACCACUCCCGGGGGCGUGAGAGAGGACGCAGCGAGAGGGGGAGGAGCCCACCUGCCCAGGAGCGCCGACACGAGCGCAGAGACGGUAUAGCAACUCAUUAACAUAAUAUACUGGCUGUUUUCUGUAUGUGGUCACCUUCUUUAAAUCAGUACUGCUUUUCUAUAUGUGUGGAUGUGUGUUUAUAUGAAAACAGUCUCUACAUUCUAUCAUUUGACUGGACACUGUAACAACACAAACCUGUGUUGUUGUCUCCCUCGUCCACGCAGAGAGCCGCGGGAAGCGAGAGAAAGACUGUAGCCGUGACGACCGGGACUACGAGGCGGCAGAGACCAGCUCUUCUCGUGAUGGCGCCCGUGAGGACCGGGAGACGAAAGAGGGGCGAGAGCGCCGGAGUGACGGGCGCAGCGACCGACGAGGAGACUCCACCGGUACCUCCAGGGACGCCACCAGGGAUAGAGACCGAGACACCAGGGACACCAAGGACUCUACCCGGGAACCCAGAACCACAGAGACCACGUCAGCACGCUCCGGACGAGACUCUCUGGAAUACAGGGACCGGGAGAGGGAGAGGGAGAGGGAGAGAGGAGAGAGGGAGAAGACAGACAGGGACAGGAAGGAGGAGGCUGUCCCGGAGGAGGGGAGGAGCUAUGGGAGGGGCCACGGGCGAGAGGAAGGGGGGAGGACUGACGGGAGGACUGACGGGAGGGGGGAGACGAGGACAGAGAGUAGAGCUGAGAGACCUGGCAGGGGGAGGGGCCGCGAGGCUGAUGGAUCUGACAAAGGUGAGGUCACACAUGACAUCACACAUCUUAUAACCAGCAAAAUAUACUAAUGGCCAGUUGUAGUAACAGUUCAUAAUGUGUUUGUUGUUGUGGUGUCUUUGGAAGUGAGGGAGUUUGAUUAAGCUGAACCGCGGUGCACCAGUCUAUAGCUGAGGGAGGAGCGCCCUUCUCAAAUCAAACAGUAAUCUGCGCCGCUCUGCCAUGUUGUCAACUCUGACCUUCCUCCCUCGGGUUCCUCAGGCUCCACCCGGAACUCUCGAGGCUCCCAGUUGGAGAGUGGUGGCCAGGACAGUUGGGAGUCACGAAGCGGCGGAGGCUUCCGUGAGAAGAGUGCAGAGAGGAGCACCGACCGUGGCGCGGAGAGAGGAGGAGGCGCCGAAAGAGGAGGAGCGGAGCGGGACCGUUAUGACGGAGAUAGGAGAGGAGGGGAGCAGGCCACUGGGAGAGACUCAUCCUACGACCGUAGAGGUGGUCACACCGACCGUGGUGACCGCAGAGAGAACCGGGAGAGAGGUGAGGAGAGGUCUUGGCUAUAUCUCAAUUAGUAUUUCCUCGUAUCCUAAAAAUAAAUAUUACAUUGCAUGUAUAAUGCGCUUUUCAUUGAAAAACAAUCUCAAAAGUUCUACAGUGAGUGCAUUAAAAAACAAGUGAGACGUAGAGAAAAAUAACCCCACUAGACAGGGCAACUGACGAAGUACACAGCUGACUCUACAAGGGGCAAGGACAACCAGGAACACAGCUAUAUGUAACAGAAAGCCUUCCUAAAGCAUCCUGUCUCCUCCUCAAUCGUACUGGAGAAGAAGAUCCAAGGUCCCUCAGGCCAUCUUUAAUGCGUUUUGAAAGAUUCCUUGAGAACGAGCCCUUGGUGCUGGAUGUUGUGACUGACUGGCUGUUUUCUCUGUUUCUAACAGACCAAAGAGCGUCCUCUCCUGGUCGGCACCCAGCCAGAGGAGAAGAGCCAGAGAGGGAGGAGACCAGAGGGAGGGAUGAACGCAGAGGAGAGGAAAAAGGAGGGGGGGACAGACGAGAGGACAGGGGCCGAGAGAGGGAGCGAGAGAGGGAACGGGAAAGAGAGAGGGAGAGGGAAAGAGAGAAGGAAAAGGAGAGAGAGAGGGAAAAGGAGAAGGAGGCAGAGCGGGAGAGGGUCCGGGAGAGGGAGCGAGAACGGGAGAGAGAACGGGAAAAGGAGAGAGAGAGGGAAAAGGAGAAAGAGAGGGAAAAGGAGAGAGAGAGGGAACGGGAGAGGGAGGAGAGGGAGCGGGAAAGGGAGGAGCGAGAGAGGGAGAGGAAGGAGAGAGAGCGGGAGAGGGAACGAGAGCGGGAGAGGGAGCGUGAGCAGAGAGAGAGGGAGAGACAGCGGGAAUGGGAGGAGCGAGAGAAAGGAAGGGAGGAGCGACGUGAACGGACUAGGGAUGAACCAAGGGACGACCGCUCUGUCCGAGACUCGCACGAAGACCGCAAGACCAGGCAAGUAUCAGUAGUAACCACCAGGGUUGGGGUCAGUUCCAUUUCAAUUCCAGGUAACCACUAACCCAUGACUCAUAACUAGAAUCACUCCAUCAUUUCCUUCUGUUUCUUUCCUACUUAACACAACCCAACUGACCUCGAACCCCUCUUCUCUGUGUGUGUCCUCUGUAGCCGGAAGAGGCACAGGGUAGAGACCACACCCAGCCCGACUCGCCCCUCCCCCAAGCGAGCAAGGGACGUCACCCCAGGAGACAGCGACGGAUACAACAGCGCUGAGGAGAAAAGUGAGCGUUUGAUUGGUGGAGGCCAGCCCAAGCUCCGCCCCACCUCUGGCCCUGGCCCAAUCACCAUCCUCCCCAUCACAGUACCAGUGUGUCUUCCUCCUCCUCCAGUUCUUGACAGUAGGGACACUCUUUAAUGGGAAAAACAAACAGCACUGGUUCUGUCUGGAGGAAACUAGUCCCGUAUGGAUUAACACCUCCCCAAAGGGUGCCUUGGCCUGAUCACUUCAAUAUCCCUCCACGUGAGCCCAGGGCACACUCAGUAAUGAUGAUAAUACAGUUUAAUUGUUGAGCACAUUUCAUACAGACAGACUGUAACUCAGUGCUGUACAUGGAAGUAGCAGCCGGUGUUUGAUUUGUUAUUAGAGGGCGAUCAGAGAUCUUUGAGAACGAGCCAAGGCGCCCUUUAAGAUAAAAAGGUGUUUUGUUGUUUCUUUGACAUUUGUUGACGUUUCCACGGUGUUGAUAAACCUUGGUAUCACGCUUACAGAAACCCUUUGCUUCCUUGUGUGUGUUCAGGUGUUGAGAAACACCGGCUGUUGAGUCAGGUGGUACUCCCGCCCCAGGACUCCCUCCUGCGUUCCCCCCCCAGCGCCCCUGUAGCGGAGGACCCCAAGCCCAGCCGCUGGAAGGACGAGGAGCGCCGUGGAGGCGGGGACAAGAGGGAGGGGAGGAGCCGGCGGAAGGAGGAGGCUGACGCCCGCGGAGACAGAGGAGGAGCAGGCAGAGGAGAGGAGAGACGUGGGGAGCAGCCCUCAGAUAGCAGUACCCCUGUCUCUGCCUCCGGCUCGGACUCUAGGAGAGGUAAAGAGAGGGACGCUCGGGACCCCACCCCUCCCCCGCCGCCCGUGGCCCUGGUCACUGAGGACAGAGACCGAGAUGCUCCAGUCCCAUCAGGUCAUGAGGGCAAGAAGAAGACCAAGUCCCAGAAGAAAGGCCUGAAGAAGGGGAGGAAGGAGGAGGAGGUGGCAGGAGGUGUUUCAGGAGCUCCAGAGAGGUUCACCAACCCAGAGCCCCCCUCGGACGGCCCCCCGCCCCCUCUCCUCUCCCCCCGCAAGGCGCCUAAGAAGAAGGCACUGGACAAGAAGAGGAAACGCUCCCGUGGCGCAGAGUCGGAUGCGUCGGAGGAGGAACCAGGCUCCUCCCAUCUUCCCCCCGGCAAGAGGAACAAGAGGGGUCCCCGGACGCCCCCGCCCGCGCCCAAGGAGGCUCUGCUAUCCCAGAGGGCCGUGCCACAUCCUGGCACAGAGCCCUUGCCACAGCCCGUGAAAAUGGACGCCAACUUCAGCGACUGGUCUGACGAGGAUGUGCUGGAGCGCGGCAGUGAAUCAGCGGCCGCGAAGGCACCCCCCACAAUCCCCACUGAGAGGACUCCGACCGAAGCUCUUCCCAGGAGAGGAGGUCCGAGGGGGGGCAAGGAGAGGGAGAGGCCUGUUCCCCCGCCCAUCGCCCCUCUGCUGUCCCAGGACCCUCCCAUGCUACUCCAGACCCUGCCCCCCCAGCCCCUCAUGUCCCAGCCCCUGCUGAGGAAGCCUCCUCCGGAGCAGAAGAGGAGCAGCAGUAUGGGAAGCAACCAGAGCAGGGCCUCAUCCAGACGUCUCCGCUCUCCCUCCAACGAGUCAGCCCACAGAGAGGACCAUCAGCAGGGCCAAGGACCAGGCCGACCCAGGAGAGGACGCCAGCUCCAGGGGGGCAACUCCCGAGACCGGGAACGAGAAAGGGAGAGAGACAGGGAAAGAGAGCGGGAGCGUGGUGAGAGAGAGAGGGGACCAGUGGCCACAGAGCCACCGGCGGCGAGGGGAGAGGAGCGGAAGUCCCGCAUCGACCAGCUGAGGAGAGGAGAGCCCAGUCGCAGCACCUCCUCAGGUACGGAGACACACGUACUAUUAACAGUUUUUGUCGAGCAAACAGUGAGUUCCCUUACUAACACACCAGAGUUUGAUUUGAUUGAUAUUAUAUCUCUUAUAUUCCAUUUGUGGUGGAUUUCCUUCCCCAGACCGGCAGGAAUCUCGCAGCCACAGCUCCAGACGUAGCUCCCCAGAGUCCGAGCGGCAGGUGCAGUCCCGGGCCGGGUCCUACGACGGCCGAGAGCGCGAGAGGGAGAGGGAGAGGGAGCGGGAACAGUUUGAGAGGGAGCGUGAGCGCAAGGACCUCCGACAGCAACAACAACAGGGGCCUCCGGGGCCACUACCUCCUCUCCAGCAGCAGGGGCAGCAGAGAGACUGGGAGCCUGAGGGGCCACGGGAGUGGGGUGGGAGGGGCCGUGAACCCCUCAUGCGUGGAGGCAACAGAGAGCCAAUGAGAGAGCGUGAUCUCCGUGACAUGCGGGGUGAGCGAGAGCGGCUUCUGCCCGAGGGGCUCCUGCAGCAGCACGAACGGGAGCGGGACAGGGAGCGCGGCGGCAACAGGGGCGGUGGCCGCGGUGGCGACCAUGGCAACGACCGGGAGCGGGAGAGGAUGCUGCUGAUGGACCUGCCGCCACAUGGGGACCCCAAGAACAGGAUGGACAUGAGGGGAGACAAUAUGAGACCAGACAUGAGACCAGACAUGAGGGGAGACAUGAGGGGGAGACAGACCAGAUUUAAGAGGAGACAUGCGAGGGGAUAUGAGACC